AUGUUGGAGGCUUUUGAGAUUUUGACGACCUCGGGCGUGGUGCUCUGGUCUAAGGCGUACGCUCCAGUGGGCGCACAUGUCAUCAACAGCCUGAUCAACGACGUCUUUAUUGAGGAGAAAGUUGUGCCACAGAAUGCGACAGCUGGCGGAGUCUCGCCUGCGUAUAAGAAGGAGAAAUACACACUAAAAUGGAAGAGAGUCAAGGAAUUCGAUUUGAUCUUCGUGGCCGUCUACCAAUCGCUACUCCACCUUGGCUGGAUCGACAAACUUCUUGAGAACAUUUCGACAAUUUUCAUCGAUCUCUAUAAGGACCAGGUGAAGGGAAACCGCGUGCGAAUCCAGACCUAUCGGUUCGAUCAAUACUUUGAACAGCAAGUUCGGGAGCUUGAAGACAAUACUGGUGGCUUUGUAGAGGAACAUGUGCCGGAGACAGGCGAAAAGAAAGACCCGCUUGUUUCGUCGGACAAUGGUGGCCCCCCGCCGCCACCGGUGCCUGGCCUGGUGAAAGCGCAGCCUAGGGCUGCGCUAGCCGGGGCGACCUCUGAUGAGGGCACGCCACCAGCUACACCAGAAAUUUCUAGAUCUUCGACCCCUCAGGGUCAUCUUCUUACCGCGAAAGCCGGACCUGGAGGUCGUGGUUCCCGACGGUCCCGCAAGGCUGCCAAUUCGAGCGCCAACGCGUCGUCUGGCGAUGAAGUCCGGAAGGGAAAGUCUGCCAAGACCCCUGUGAAGAAGAUGCGCAGAUGGGAUGCCAGUGGGAUGGCAGAUGAGGAUGAUGGAGAGAUCCUCGAUUAUUCUGCCCCCGAAAGAGAGGCUGCCGCUCCAGCGGUGGAGGCUGUCUCCGAGGAUGAUUGGGGUCGUCGAACUGGUAAAGGCCAAUUCGUGCUGAAGGAGUUGGGCGAGGAAGUUCAAUCCAUCUUGGACCAAGCUGAUGCGGAAAAGUCCAAGGGCACUGCUUCUUCGGGUGUGGUUGGCUCCGGGUUCAACGCAAUUGGGGGCUUCUUCCGCAACAUUGUGGGCGGAAAGGUUCUGACAGAAUCUGAUCUCGAGAAGCCUCUCAAGGCUAUGGAAGACCACCUUUUGAAGAAGAACGUCGCCCGUGAAGCUGCUGUCCGCCUCUGUGAGGGAGUUAAACGUGAGAUGAUUGGGAAGAAGACUGGCAACUUCCAGAGUACUGAUGCCGCAUUGCAUGUGGCUAUGGAAUCCUCGCUGCGGAAGAUCCUGACGCCGACUUCUUCUUUGGAUUUGCUCCGCGAGAUCAACGCUGUAGUAGCUCCCACCACUAAGCAGCAGGCGCCUCGCCCAUACGUCAUGUCUAUCGUUGGUGUCAACGGCGUUGGAAAGUCGACCAACCUGAGCAAGAUCUGCUACUUCUUGCUUCAAAACAAGUACCGUGUUCUCAUCGCAGCAUGCGAUACUUUCCGCUCGGGUGCCGUGGAGCAGCUGCGCGUGCAUGCUGACCGCUUGAAGGAACUGAGCGUCCGCGAGAAUGCAGGCGAUGUGGAGAUCUACCAGAAGGGCUAUGGCAAGGAUGCAGCCAAUGUUGCCAAGGAUGCGGUUGACUAUGCUGCCGCGAAUAAGUUUGAUGUCGUCCUGAUCGACACUGCCGGUCGUCGGCAUAACGACCAGCGGCUGAUGUCCUCGCUUGAGAAGUUCGCCAAGUUUGCUAACCCAGACAAGAUUUUCAUGGUUGGCGAGGCUCUGGUCGGCACGGACAGUGUCAUGCAGGCCCGCAACUUUAACCAGGCAUUUGGCACUGGCAGGAACUUGGACGGCUUCAUUAUCAGUAAAUGUGACACCGUCGGUGACAUGGUGGGCACACUGGUCAGCAUGGUCCAUGCUACGGGUAUUCCCAUAGUUUUCCUGGGCGUUGGACAACAUUAUGGAGAUCUUCGAGGGCUCAGUGUUCCCUGGGCUGUUAGUCUGCUGAUGAAGUAG
Penicillium mononematosum is the source of this 1938-nucleotide messenger RNA. RefSeq names its product signal recognition particle receptor subunit alpha. Gene Ontology annotation, biological process: SRP-dependent cotranslational protein targeting to membrane. The coding region runs from base 1 to 1938 and encodes 645 amino acids. Gene Ontology annotation, cellular component: endoplasmic reticulum membrane; signal recognition particle receptor complex. Gene Ontology annotation, molecular function: GTPase activity; signal recognition particle binding; GTP binding. The record is from RefSeq and is a predicted model, not a curated record. The transcript is spliced from 3 exons. Lineage: Eukaryota; Fungi; Ascomycota; Eurotiomycetes; Eurotiales; Aspergillaceae.